CUGUGACGGCAAGGCUGUGCGGGAAUGUCGCGUGAAUGUAGUGAAGGUCUGGCACUAUAUCUCCAAAGCCAACCUCUUCCUCCGCGUCCUCCCCAUCACUCCUCAGUCUCUCAAACGCAUGUAACUCUCGACUACCUCACCACCACGCCGUCGCCAUGUUCACCCUCCCACUAGGCACAACCCACCGCAGCUUCCUCCGCCGCCGCCGCCUUGUCGAAUAUCUCCAUCUCAUCCUCUUCCUCCUCCGCAUCCCCUCCCUCCUCCUCGCCCUAUACUCGUUCCCCUCCCACAGCAUCUAUAUCCCCGCCUUCGACCCCUCGACCCCCCAUCCCGUCGCCUGGGUCCCCUUCCUCGGCGUCUUCGGUUGCCUCUUCGCACUCAUCGGCGACGCCAGCGAGUUCCUCGUCACCUGCCGCUUCGGUACCGACGAAAAUAUGUUCCGCUACUCCCUGCUCAGCCUCUACGACGAAGUCGCCUUUCCCCUCUACCUCGUCGCCACCCUCCUCGUCACGUCCCACCAGCGUGCCGCCCUCCACGACGGAGUCACCCACGACAGCCUGUCAGACGCCAAGCGCCGCGCCUGUCUCGCCCUCCUGAUCGCUAACACCACCACGCGCCUAUUCUUCGUCAUCUCCCCAUUCAUCUUCUACCGCGUGGCGGUCCGCACAGUACGCGGUUUCGAUGAGGCGUUUGAGGAGCGCUUCGGGUCCCGCUACCCUAUGUACUAGUCCCCCCCCCCUUUUGAGGCAGCGCUGCAAAGUGUACCAUCCGCUCCUGCGCACAGCUUGUCAUACUGCACCCGCAUCCCCGCCGGCUGAGCCCUUCUCCCGACACAUAAUCGAUGACUAAAUAUAGUCACGUUACUGGUUUUAGCUGUGUUGGAUCCUCCUGAAAUGGCGCCUUUCCUCGCAGUUGACGUCAUGAUCGAACAUUGUAAGCGGCGUUUAGUGCAUGGUUAUCACUGAUGAGUAGGCCGUCUCGUCCAAAGAUCCUCGUAGCAUGAUGCAUGAGUAUGAAUCAUAAUAUGAGAUCUCCAGGCGAGACAACAUAACUAUCAAUGUUGACCCUUGCACUAAAAGCCACUUGAACGCUUGGUGAGGAGGUCACCUGUAAUAUCGCACCACGGGAAGGAUCACAUUUCCAAAAUCAGGAGUAAUGAAACGGGGCAGAUAAGAAGCAAAAUGCGCGAAAUGAAAUGUAAGCUAAGCGGC
Messenger RNA from Pseudogymnoascus verrucosus, 1211 nucleotides. RefSeq lists its product as uncharacterized. Lineage: Eukaryota; Fungi; Ascomycota; Leotiomycetes; Thelebolales; Thelebolaceae. The record is from RefSeq and is a predicted model, not a curated record. Bases 156 to 728 code for a protein of 190 amino acids. The transcript is spliced from 3 exons.